GCAUACUUUCCAAUCACGUUCCACAAAAACUGGUUUUCGAACGACGGCAUUGCGAGGGGACGGGGAGAGAGCGAAGCCGCGCGAGCCAGCGCGAGGCGGCGCGAGGCCGGUCACCGCACUGCACUGGACCAGUGAGCGGAAUCGGCUUUUUACCUCCACACGUUUGUACUUUUGUUGAUUUGCGAUAUUCCGCAUAAUAUAAUGUAGGUACACAGUACACGGAUAUUUAAGACCACGCAAUGGCUCUAAAACUUUGUGUACCUACCUAGUGUGUUAGAUUUUUUUCUAAAACAGUGUGCAUAUUAGGAGUUGUAGUAUAGUAACGCCGGCUUUCGUUGCAACAAUGGAAACUUUUAUAGAAGGCGUUCGAUUGCAUCCCUGUUUAUGGAAUCCGAUGCAUCCCGAAUAUCGCGAAGUGCACGUCAAAGAUGAAGCUUGGCAGCGAGUAGUAGAUCGUUAUAACAACAAAUCUAUUCCUAAUAUACAAGUCGCGAAAACUGAAUGGAAGAAACUACGAGAUAACCAUCGCGACGCUCUAAAGAGAGCUAAACUUGGGAAAAAUAAGCUACUGCCAGCUCAAAUCACUACUUGGAAAUAUGCUAAAGCUAUGCAGUUUCUAGAACCACAUAUGAAGUAUCGAAUUACAGAAAAUAUAGAGUUUGAAGCUCCUUCGGGUGUAAGUGGCAGCGUAAAAAAUUCUGAGCAUGACGUCACAACAACUGACAAUGCUGAAAAUGUUUCCAUAAACGGUCACGUAUCCAAAAAAAGGUGUGUAGAAUGUAAAAGUGAUCUCCGUCAUGAAGGAGAAGCUCUCGAGUCUUUCUUCAAUUGUAUUCUUCAAACUACAAGAACCAUGCCCCUGUGGAUGCAAACUCAAGUGAAGAAGAAAAUAUUCGCGGUCAUCAUAGAAGCAGAAGAAUGCCUAUCUGGGCAAGAACAGGAGCAAGACCUUAAAGAACAACAUGAGGCCCUGGUGCCUAUCGAAAAGAAGAUAAAAACAGAAAUUUACAACGAGGAUAGCUGUGAUAACGAAUAUUCGUAAUAAUUAACAUUUCUAAGAUUCUUUAAGAGUCUUUAUAUGUAAGAGGCACAUAUACAGGGUGUUUGGUAAUAGUAUAUAAAGACGACACGUACCCAUGUUACUUUGAUCUGAUAAAUUAAAAAAAAAAUUAUGUCAAGUCAUAGUUUUA
This is a messenger RNA of Maniola jurtina (meadow brown), 1190 nucleotides long. RefSeq lists its product as uncharacterized. The record is from RefSeq and is a predicted model, not a curated record. The transcript has 2 exons. Gene Ontology annotation, cellular component: transcription regulator complex; nucleus. Gene Ontology annotation, biological process: regulation of transcription by RNA polymerase II. The coding region runs from base 344 to 1042 and encodes 232 amino acids. NCBI's taxonomy places the organism in Eukaryota, Metazoa, Arthropoda, Insecta, Lepidoptera, Nymphalidae.